Melanaphis sacchari is the source of this 468-nucleotide messenger RNA. RefSeq names its product V-type proton ATPase subunit e 2-like. The coding region runs from base 202 to 453 and encodes 83 amino acids. NCBI's taxonomy places the organism in Eukaryota, Metazoa, Arthropoda, Insecta, Hemiptera, Aphididae. Gene Ontology annotation, biological process: proton transmembrane transport. Gene Ontology annotation, molecular function: proton-transporting ATPase activity, rotational mechanism. The record is from RefSeq and is a predicted model, not a curated record. The transcript is spliced from 5 exons. Gene Ontology annotation, cellular component: plasma membrane proton-transporting V-type ATPase complex; proton-transporting V-type ATPase, V0 domain.
UUAAGGCGUUAGAGGAGUACAAGUGCACAACAAUCUGUUUUCCUACUCCAAAUCUGAGACCUCGAAUCUUGAAUGCUGAACGGUGCUUGAAGGUACUCUGUUGUCUGUGCAUUUUAUACGGAUAAUUUUGCUAAACGGUCACUGGACAUCACUCGUCCGUAGACGAAUUAUUAUCAAAGCGUAUAGGCUAAUACUGUAAUCAUGGGAGCUGCUGCUUUACCAGUUUUAAUUUUCACUGGCUUCUGGGGUGUGGUCGGCAUUGUGUUACCAUUCAUCCUUCCCAAAGGACCAGAUCGAGGUGUUCAACAACUUGUAUUGAUGAUGACAGCAGCAACCUGUUAUUUGUUUUGGUUGUGUUGUUAUAUGGCUCAAAUGAAUCCACUUGUUGGGCCAAAAUUGAAUCAACAUACUAUUCUAAUAAUGGCUCGCGAAUGGGGAAAUUUAAUACAGUAAUAUGAAUACUGAUAA